GCCCGGCGGCGAGGGCGGCGGGUCCUACUAACCUCCUCCCUGCGCGCCCGCCCGGCCAGUGCGCCGCUCGCCCGCCAGCCUCCCCGCAGCUCCGCCAGCAUGUUCGGCGCCCAGCAACAGGUCCAGCAAACGCCGCUGCCGCCGCCGCUGCCCCAGCAGCCGCAGCAGAAGUUCCCCCGCCCGCCGCCGCCCAUGCCCUGCUACCCGCCGCCGCCGCAGAUGCCCAGCUACCCGCCGCCGCCGCCCUCCUGCCGGCCCUGCUUCGAGCCCCCCGGCCCGCCGCCGCCCCAGUACAGCCCCUACCCGCCGCCCCAGAGCUGCGCGCCGCCGCAGCAGCCUUGCCAGCCGGCCCCGCUGCUGCCCCGGCCCAGCCCGGCCCCGGUGCUGCCCCGCACCCGCCAGAGCCGCCCGGCGCCGCUGCCCAUGCCCUUCCCCGAGCAGCAGCACCAGCACCAGGAGCCCGGCGGCGGCGGCAGCGUGGUCUACGAGCGCGUCCGCACCUACAGCAGCCCCGGCGGGAAGCGCGUCCAGCUCCUCGAGCCGCCCAACUGCUGCUCGCCGCGGGCGCCCUCGCCGGCCGAGACCACCCCCGGCUACCAGCACGUCAUCUGGAGCACCGAGCCGCCCCUGCAGGAAUCCUCGUCUCCAUCCUUGAAAUUGUCCCCUUAUUCCCAGGGCACAGUCCGGAGGAUUAUAUUAGAGAAUCCUGAACAGGAGCCACUGUCUCCACUUCUGAGAGGAGGGAAUAAUGUGAUCAUUGAAAAAACAGUAAGAAAAUACGAGCUGCUAAAUCCAGAACAAGAGAAGCAGUACCACUAUGCCCUGCAGCACACGCAGGCCGACCCGUGUCAAGUCAGCCAGCCAGUGGAACGUGUUGUCCAGCAGUGUCAGCACACGCAGACGGGCGGCCCUUGCGAUAUAACGCCCAUUUACGUCAACGAUGGGGGCAACCACACUGUGAGGAAAGUCACUGUUCAGACCUGUGAACCGGUGAUGUGCGUCCCAGAAGCGAAUGACCAGUUGGACUCCCGCUACUUUGGCGAGCUCCUUGCAGAGCUGAACCGCAAAAGCAAUGACCUACACAGCUGUUUGCUCCAGCAUGUCGAGAAACUAGGAGGAAGAAGAUAUGAAAUUGACUCUUUUAGUCAGACAGAAGAUAUUGAGAGUUUGAUUCCUAAAGGGCUUUCAGAAUCGACCAAGCAGCAAAUCCGUUACCUCUUGCAGAUGAGAGUGACGGCGGAUAAGUCUAUGAGGCUGGUCCUCGCCACGUUCAGCAAUCUUCGAGAGGAACUCCUCCAUCUUCAGGAUGACUUAGGGAAACUAGAAACUGACAAAGCGUUACUUGAGAAAGACCUCUCCUUCAAAGAGUGCCAAGUGAGGGAGUAUGAAACGCUUCUGGCAUCUGUGCGAGAGAAUAAUCGCCAACAGCAGAAAGCCCUCCGAGAGUCUACUCUCAAGUGUCGCUCACUGGAAGAACAGCUCAUCUCUCUCCGGCACAAUGAUGGGGACAAGGAAUUUCGGCUGAAGGAUCUGGAGUACAGCAAACAAGCUUUGGAGCAAGAAGUCCAGAGCCUCAGGCUCCAGGUUUCGUCAAACCCCCUGAUCCAGACCACAACCGAUGAACUAUCCAGCCGCUAUGUGGAGAUGAUCAACCAACUUAGGGAUGAUAAAGACCGGCAGAUCCGCAGCCUGAGGUCUCAGUUAUGUGACUUCCAGAAGGAUAUUUCAAAGAAAGAGGGGACUGAUGCUGACCUCCAGAUGCGUCUGCAUGAGUUGAACUUGAGGCUGGAAGAGAAGGAGUCUUGGAUUAAACAGCAGGAAGAGGAAAUCUUCAGGCUGAAGCAAGAGAAAUUAGCAGGCAGCCCAUCCCAAGGAAUAACGAAGACCAUCAUCACUAAAAAGUACAGGAACCAGUAUCCCAUUCUUGGGCUCUUGUCUGAUGACUACAAAGUUACAUCACCUGUCAAAGAAUCACAGACUAUUGUAAUUGAAAAAACUGGAGAAAUGUGGAAGCAGGAAUCGUUUACUUCCGAUUAAAGAACUGCUUGCUUCUUUCAGGAAUGAACAAGCCUCCAGGACAAGUCCCAGCCGCUCAGAGGAGUACACAGUCAAAUGAACAUUCUUUUAGUCUUCCCUUCUGUUGUUUGUUUGUUUUCUUUUCCAUUCAAAGUUCUCGUCUGAAACUUGAAACCAGCCAGGGUUGGGGGGUGGUGGAUCAAGAACAUGCUGCGAGAUGUAAUAGAUUUAGAAGCAAAGCUUGACUUCUGUGAUGGUUAUCAUUCAAAUGUGUGUUUCAAAGUCUUCUACCUUCCACCUUCACACCUCAACUGAGGAAUCCUUGAAGACCCGUGUACGACACUUUUACCAUCCUUUCAUCCAAGUUGCUCAGGGCACCAUAGAUGUUUCUUCCGUCUUCUGUUUUAUCACAGCAUCCCCUUGAGGGAAGCGAGGCUGAAAGGAGGACUGGCCCAAAGUCACCCAGUGGGCAUCGUGGCUGUGUGUAGGUUUGAAUCACGGUCUCCCAGAUCCUAGCCCAACCCUCUAGCCGCUGCUCUGCAGUGGCUCCCACAUCUGCCGUGGCGCUCAGGAGGGUGUUGAGGCAAAAGAUGCUGCCUGCUUGGAGGCAUCGAGUCCAUGGCCAGGCCUGUUUCCCCGUCUCGUUGACCCCAAUGAAGAAUGCUGGCCAUACUGAAAGAAAGAUGAGUAGUUGCAGGGAAAGGCUGUCUGCCGUGCUUGAUCUUCUCAUUGAGAAGCCCCGGGCUUCGUCAGAAUAUAGUUGGAAAACCAGCACAUAUCAUCUUGGUAUCCUUCAAAAACAAGCCCCGCAUUUAUGACGGUAACUUACUUUUAGGAGUUACAAGUCACAUUAGAUGAACAAAGAACAGAGAAGGGGGGAGUUGUAAAAGAAAAAUAAGGCUGAGGAGGUGGAUCACGUGCCUCUGGAAAGACUGCCUGUCACAACCUAGGCAAGGCACAGAGAUUCUGGGGACCAAGCCUUUAAUACAGGGGUCCUCAUCAUUUUUGAGCCUGUGGGCAGCUUUGGAAUAAUGGCAGAGUGUUGUGGGUGCAGCCACAAUGUGCCUGCCACACUUAAAAAAAUCUGCACAGCCAAUCAAAUCUCCAAUGGCUAAUCAGAAGCAUUGCUGGGCAAAAGCCCCCACCCCUUGACUCCGCCCACUUUCUAAAAACACUUGCCAGGCACCAUGGCGAGCACAGUCCCUACAUUGGGAACCCCUGCUUUAAUAAAAUAUUCCUGAUUUUCCAGUGAAGAUGCUCAGAGUACUCUUCUGAUUGUAUGCCGACUUCUAUUGUGCCUGUAGCGCAUCUCCCUCCUCCAGCCCUGAUUUCCAAAAUAAGAGUUGUUUUAUUGACUUACAAAUGGGCCAGGAAGGAAAAUCUGGAACAAAAAUUUCCCACGUGUGUUGGAAAUGAGCGUGUGAAUUGCCAUGCUGGAUUGGUGUACUGAAGAUUUAGCUGGAUCUUAUACUGAGAUUUCAAAGAAAUUUACAUGGAAAUUAAAUUUUCGAAGGGGUGGAUGGUUUCUUUUAUGUGGGAAAGCUUAAAAUGAAAAAAAUUGCUUGGGGCGAAUUCUUCUGCUCGCAAGAGAGUACAACUGCCAGUUAAUUAUGCAAGGAAUUUGCUUUUAGGUGUGGGGCCACAGACUUCUUGGUGGGUUUCCGCCGUAUAUGAGGGAGCAACCAACUAAACGAUUUGGGUUGUGCUUAAUGGAUCACGACGUUUAGGUCAGUCCUUCACAGGACUGGUGCCCUACCAAGCUAAGGUGGACUUUAACAGCCAGAGGCUAGUGCUUUCUAAGAAGUGACAACCACGUUUUUGCACUCCUGAGCAAGUUUACCUAAAACUGCUAGUGGCCUGUUAUACUUGGUUAGCAGUGCUGCCUUCAGCUUGGCAUGGCUCGAAGAGUGCAGGGACCUUUAAAGGUUGGGGAGCGGGGAGAUCGCUCCCAGUAUGGAAACUAAAGGAGGAAUUACCUGUGUUUCUAUGAUUCUAUGACCUUUGCAAGAAAAGCAUAGCCAGCCAGAGUCCUUUUGAAAACUUGGGACUGGCCCAUGUUGGGUAUGUUGUGAUCUAUCAAAAAGAACAUUUCAUCCAAACACUACUUAGCUUAAGGCUUGCUUCUCUACUUUUGGUUCCAUUCUGUGCCGUCCAGGUGAAAUCUAGGCAGCUGGACGGAAGAGGUUCGAUGACAGUCUCUCAAAAAGCCAUUGAAGUGAAUAAAACCAGGAGAAGCCUCCUGCUACUCUGGGCAUAAUUGCCACUGGGACUUGGGCAGGAGUUGGUCAGUGUUUUGUGACUAGAAGUGUGGGGUAUGCAGCUGCAAAAUGUUGGUUUGCUAGGUGAUUCUCAGACUUGCUUUACAUAUAUGUUUUUGUUUCUUCUAAAAGCCUGAUCAAUAACUAUAUGAGGGUUAUUUUAACAUCUCACUAUGUAGUCUGUUUACUGAUAAGCCCUUGACCAGUUUACUGUUUUAAGACGUGGCUGUAUCAUUGUGAAAUAAAGAUCUUUAUAAACUUGG
Molecule: messenger RNA, 4537 nt
Organism: Eublepharis macularius
Lineage: Eukaryota; Metazoa; Chordata; Lepidosauria; Squamata; Eublepharidae
Gene: POF1B
Product: POF1B actin binding protein
Exons: 15
Coding region: 100-2037 (645 amino acids)
Biological process (GO): bicellular tight junction assembly; epithelial cell morphogenesis; actin filament organization
Cellular component (GO): bicellular tight junction; adherens junction; actin filament
Molecular function (GO): actin filament binding
Source: RefSeq, a predicted model, not a curated record